AUGGUCUUCAAGCGCUUGGUACAAAUAGGUCGUGUUGUUUUUAUCGCGAAGGGGAAAGACGCUGGUAAAAUUGCCACUAUUGUCGAUGUUGUCGAUGGUAAUAGAGUCCUUAUUGAUGGCCCUAGUACCGGCGUUAUCCGCUGCGUUCGAAACCUCAAAGAUCUUCAAUUGACUAAAUUCGUUGUUAAUGUACGUGUUGGUCAGCGAACCAAGAAAGUAAAAGAGGCAUUUGAUGGUGCUAAAGUAGACCAGCUCUUCAAGCAAACGACAUGGGCUAAGAAGAUCGCUCAGAAGAAAAUCGUGAGUUCAUUAUGA
Molecule: messenger RNA, 315 nt
Organism: Haemonchus placei
Lineage: Eukaryota; Metazoa; Nematoda; Chromadorea; Rhabditida; Trichostrongylidae
Source: the annotation of a GenBank genome assembly